Messenger RNA from Lucilia cuprina (Australian sheep blowfly), 1163 nucleotides. It is a transcript of the gene Jhbp3, whose product is annotated as protein takeout. The coding region runs from base 211 to 948 and encodes 245 amino acids. Lineage: Eukaryota; Metazoa; Arthropoda; Insecta; Diptera; Calliphoridae. The record is from RefSeq and is a predicted model, not a curated record. The transcript has 5 exons.
UUGCGGUAUUCUUUAGAUUUAUUUUGGAUUUCAAUGCGAGCGUUUUUGGCUAAGCUAAAUUUAAAAAAUUAAAAAAAAAUUGUUAAACUAUUUUCGGCAUUAUUUCUAAAUCCUUUGUUUGACAUUUCAUAUUUAAUUAUAAAUCCUUAAUUAAUAAAAAAAUUAAACAGAAAAUUUUAGAGAAAACUUACAAAAAACCGCUUAAUCAAAAUGAAGGUCCUCGUAACAGCUUUGUCGAUUUUACUAAUUGCUGGAACCCAGGCAGUUCCAUUGCCUGAUUACAUAAAAGUUUGCUCGCGCAAUGAUCCCAAGUUAAAUGAAUGUGUUAAGAAUACGGUACACAAUAUGCGACCCUACCUCAAGGACGGUAUUAAAGAAUUAAAUGUACCAGCCAUGGAACCUCUCUACAUAGGUGAUCUCAACAUUUUGGAAGGUGGCAGUGCGGGUAUUAAUGUCAAGGCUAUAGAUUUAAAUAUCUAUGGAGCAUCGAACUUCGAAAUAAAGAAACUUAAAGCUUCCAACAAUGGCAUGCGUUUUGACUUUGAACUCAACUUACCUCGUCUUCAGGGAGAAGGUCAAUAUGACAUAAAUGGCCAAAUUUUAGCGUUACCUUUAAGAGGCAAUGGUCCUUUUACUGGAAAUUUCACUAAUUUUUAUGCUUUUGUUAAAAUCAUUUUCGAUGCCAAAAAGGUCAAUGAUGAUGAAUUUUUAACCAUUUCCGCAUUGGAUGUAAAAAUUCGCACCGGUAAAGGACGCAUACGUUUGGAAAAUCUCUUUAAUGGUGAUAAAACUUUGGGUGAUGUAGUCAACGAUACGAUCAAUCAAAAUUUCGAAGUUUUCACAAAUGAAUUAAUUGGCCCCAUAGAACGUGCCUUGGAAAAGAAAUUUAUUGCUAUUGCUCGUAAAAUUUUAGAAAACUUUACCCAUGAUGAAUUGUUCCCAGUUUAAGUUGAUUUUAAAAAUCAGUUUAUAUGCUCAAAAGUGUAUGAAUUGCAACUGUAUUUGGUGAAAUAAGCGAUAAUUUUUAAGUGGACUUGUAAAAGCUAACGUUUAUUUUCUGGCUACAGUGGGAAAGUUACUUUUUGGUUUAAAAUUUCAAAAUUUAUGUUUUAAUUGAAAAAUGUGAUUAUAGCUUUAUUAAAUCAUUUAUGUGUAAAUUAUUG